Molecule: messenger RNA, 1161 nt
Organism: Haliaeetus leucocephalus (bald eagle)
Lineage: Eukaryota; Metazoa; Chordata; Aves; Accipitriformes; Accipitridae
Gene: NECAB2
Product: N-terminal EF-hand calcium binding protein 2
Exons: 13
Coding region: 1-1161 (386 amino acids)
Biological process (GO): regulation of amyloid precursor protein biosynthetic process
Cellular component (GO): cytoplasm
Molecular function (GO): calcium ion binding
Source: RefSeq, a predicted model, not a curated record
AUGUGCGAGCAGGCAGCGCGUUACUGCCGGGCCGGCGUGCAGAGGCUGCUGCGCAAGCCUCCGCCGGCGCUCCGCGGGCUGGACGGGCUGCUGCGCUGGGUGGUGGCCAGGAUGAGCGACAAGGGGGUGGCCGAGCGGGAGCUGCUCAGCCCGGGAGCCGCCGCCGCGCAGAGGAAGGGCACCUCCGUCAUCCUCGAUAUUUUCAGAAGAGCUGACAAAAAUGAUGAUGGGAAGCUGUCCCUGGAGGAGUUCCAGGCUUUUUUUUCUGACGGGACGCUCAAUGAAGAAGAACUUGAGAAGCUCUUUCAUACCAUUGACUCGGACAACACCAACAACGUGGACACCAAGGAGCUGUGCGACUAUUUCGCUGACCAUAUGGGAGACUACGAAGACGUCUUGGCCUCACUGGAGACGCUGAACCUCUCCAUCCUGAAGGCAAUGGACUACACCAAACGGGUGUACGAGAGCGGCAGCAACGUGGACCAGUUCGUGACCCGCUUCCUGCUGAAGGAGACAGCGAACCAGACCCAGUCGCUGCUGAGCUCUGUGGAGAGUGCCGUGGAUGCCAUCGACGAGCAAACCAACCCUGCAAGGCACUAUCCCGGCAAGGCUGGCCACGGUCUGAUGGACACCUGGUACGACAGCUCUGUGCCCAGCUACUCUCCCACCAACUGGAUGAUCCCCAGGGAGCAUGGGAAGAGCUUCCAGACUGGGUCCCCCGACACCAAGGCGGAGGGGCUGGAGGGGCAGAUCAACAGGCUCGCCGAGCUGAUCGGCAGGCUGGAGGACAAGACUCUCUGGUUUGACCUGCACCAGCGGCUGUCGGACAGCGAGAGCACGGCUUGCACGUACCUCCUCCUGGUGCGGGAUGAGAUGACGGUGUCGCACAAGCAUCUGGGCGAGUUUUGCAGCUCCCUGAAGCAGUACCUGAAGAGCGUGGCCGGGGAGCGGGACUGCUUCCACGUCACCGCGGUGAAGCUGCCCGAUGGGGUCACCUUCAUCGUCUACGAGUUCUGGGAGACUGAGGAGGACUGGAAGAGGCACCUGCAGAGUGCCACCUGCAAGGGCUUCCAGCACGUCAAGGUGGACACGCUGAGCCAGCCCGAGGCCGUCUCCAGCGUGGCCGUGCCAGCUGCCUGGUGCACCCUGAGCCGAGAGUGA